Molecule: messenger RNA, 1106 nt
Organism: Lecanosticta acicola
Lineage: Eukaryota; Fungi; Ascomycota; Dothideomycetes; Mycosphaerellales; Mycosphaerellaceae
Source: the annotation of a GenBank genome assembly
AUGGCCGACCAGGACGUGAAAGACCUCCAAGUCCUGCCCGAUCAGGCGCAAGAAGGUUUGCAAAUUGAAACCGCAAACAUUUGCCGCGGACGUCCUGACAUGUGACAGAUGACUUGCACGCGAAGCGGUUGCUGGCCAUAGAAGACCGGCCCUUCACGCGUGUGACCAAGAAGUUGUUUGGUGAAAAUUCCAUCCUGCGUUCUUCCAUGAACUACCUUCCGUCUCCACCACCCGAUGGCGAGUCCGACGACGAGCUUGCCAACGCAUACAAAAUCCAAAAAUUUCGCGAGGACGUCCUGAUCGAUUUCGCCAAUCUCGAGAACAGUCUCAUCCGCAUACAGCUCAUCUUCUCGUCUAAUCAGCGACAGCGAGAGCGGUAUGCGGCAGAGAAGGCCAAGAUCCUGGAAACUGCACAAGCUGUGCGCGACAACACCGUAGAGCUGCGCGCACAACUAGUGGAGGCGCAGCGUGUAUUGGAGCAACGCAAAGGCUACGAUGAGCAAGCUGCCAAGAUUCUUGACGACAAGAAGCUGAAGAGCCGCGAUGAAACGAAAGCAGACAUUGAAAAGCUGGAGAAAGAAAUUGAAGACUUGCAGCAUGAGAGUGCCGAAUAUGAGGGCACCUGGGUUUCUAGAAGAGAGCAAUUCGAUAGCAUCGUGCGGGAAGGCGAUGCUAUGAUCCGUCUGAUCAAAGGCAUCAAAGACGAGCCGGAGCCGGAGAAAGACGAGGAGAUGGAGGAUGCAGAAGAUGGCACCAAGGCGGAGAAGAGCAGAACAGGGACGCCCGCGCCAGAAGGUCGCUCUCCUAGACACACAGAUACAGGCGAUGCCACCCCGAUGCGGGAAGGUGAGGGUGAUGGUGAUGUUGAAGGUGGCACUCCGAGAAACAAGUUCCUUGAGAUUGAGGACGGCACGAGACCGCACAGUCGUGUCUCUUCUCCACUCGUGCAACCGACGAACACGGACGACGAUGUCGACAUGGCCGAGACGAAUCUCUCGCAGGCCCCUUCGACUGAGAACCAAGACCCGCCAAAUUCCAGUGAUGGCGCGCAGGAAUCGGAGCAGCAGUCUGUGGCGACACCCAUGCCAGAUGUUGCGAUGGAAUAA